Molecule: messenger RNA, 2850 nt
Organism: Sturnus vulgaris (Common starling)
Lineage: Eukaryota; Metazoa; Chordata; Aves; Passeriformes; Sturnidae
Source: RefSeq, a predicted model, not a curated record
AUGCAACAACCAAACUCUGGUUAUUGUCCAGAUCUGGUCAAAGAAACCUGCGCCAGCGUGGAACCUCUGGACAGGGAAGCUGAUCUCCACAACACAGAUGCUGCUGUGUCUGAAAGCAGCAGCCCAGAAGAUGUCUUCAGCUCCUCUGAGAUGCAGACAGUACCAGUUUGUCUGGACACCACCGUGCCUCCAGGGAACUCCAUCCUCAGACGAGGUCACAGGGAGUCUUCACUGCUGAGGCUUCCGACAGAGCAGUGCCUUGGGAUCCACCACACGCCUUUCCAGUUUGACCGUCAUGCUCGGGCCAGAAUUUCCACUUCUCCAACUUUAAGGCGUCUAAGGAUGGCCUCUGCCUCACAAGCACUGACAUUUCCAGACUGUUCUGACACAGCCCAGCUCAGGAAUCAAAAGGAAUACACCGGCUCUCUCCACCACAUUUGUAAGAGUCCACCUCGGUGCAUUACAAUUUCUUCAUUGUCGCUGCCUUCUUGUGUCCAUGCAAAAUUAUUGUCAUCCAAAGCCAAGUCUGAGAGAGCUAUAGCAGCUCUGCAGUCUGACCGACCCAGGGCAAAGCUUCCAAGCCAAGAGGAUCCUCUCAGCAAUGGCAGUCCCAAUGAGCCACCCAGAAACUCUUGGAGAGCCAACUCUGCUACGCUUCCCACAAGACUCUCCCGCCCAAGCCCUACACUUUGGGCAGGUGUCCAGCUGAUUCCCUCCUGGCCCAGCAAGGAGCCCUCCAGCAGUUUCCUGAGCAGCCUCCAGCAGACAGACAUGACCUGUGCUGCUGUUGCAUCUCGCAGAUCAGCCGAGCGCAGGCGAAGCUCCCUGGUCGUGAGCCUGCCGGGACUCGAGGUGUUCCCUGGAGACCUGCUGGUGUCAGACAGUGCCAUGGACUACCUGCCCUACUCAUCCUUCCUGCUCAGUGCAGAGUCCAAAAAGUCAAGGUGGCCAUUUGCCAAAAGAGGAGUCGUGAGUAUUUUUAUCAUUUUAUUUUUCCUUGCACUGACCUUGCCUUCUCCCACAACUAACCUGGGUGAAAAUAGCUUCUUUACUUUCCUGUCCUUGGAGAAAGGCAGCCAGCAGGGUAAAGACAAACAGAAGCAAGCAUCUGAUUUGGAAAAUUGUCUUUCAACUGUUAAGAUCAUAGACUGCUGCACAGAUGAAUUUUUCUGCUUUAAGAGUAAAUCUUGGCAUGAAUUUAUAAAAGAGCAACAGACUGAGCAGAAAGAUGUCAACAGUCCGUUAGAAGUGGAAAAAGAAGCAGCAGUGUGGGAACUUUUCACAAGUGAAUGCACUUACUUUCUGGAUCAUUUGCUUGUUCUCAAGAUGGUAUUUAUGAACACUCUAAAAUACCUCCAAAAUAAUGAAUUUCUCUUGGAUGUGGAUUUGUGGAGACUUUUUGCAAACUUAGAGGAGUUAAACAAGAUAAGUCACAAUUUUCUGAAAACAUUUUUUGAAACUGUGAAGAAGCGUAUCAGCAAGUCAGACUCUCCUAUGGAUUUCAGCUCUGUACUCAGAAUGUUUUUCCAGGGUGACCUCUGCCAGACACACCAGAUUUAUUGUCUUAAUUAUACUUCUGCUGUCUUCUACUUGGAAAAACUGAGACAGAGAGAAGAUUUUGGCAUCUACCUGAAAUGGUGCGAACAAAAUGAACAGUGCAAGAGGUUGCAUCUGCCAGAGCUGCUGGUUGCUCCUCUGCAUCGACUGACACGGUAUCCCCUCCUCCUCAACAACAUCUGGAAGAGGAGCACAGACGAAACAGAGAAAAGUUUUAUCCAGUCACUUAAAGAGAAAGUGGAAAAGUCUAUAAGGGAUCUGGAAGGUAAAGUCAAAUGGUUGGACAACUUUCAGAAGUUCAGGCAGCUGCAAGAAGUUAUAAUUUGGCCUCAGGUCUGGGAUCGUGACAAAAGGUUCUUUGUCCCAGAGUGUUUGAAGCAAAACUUAAGAGAAAACAGCAGUGAAAACAUUUUGUCUUCAGUGAACAGACUUCUCCUUCAUGAAGGGAGGCUGAUGCUAGCAGAAAGCACAAGACUCCUUGACGUGUACCUCUUUCUAUUUGAUGACUUCCUACUAAUUACCAAAAUUAAACGUAACAAAAAGAAAUAUGGAGGCUCAGACACCAGCUUAAUCCCUGUCUGUCCUUCCCUCACUCCUGAGCUACAGUCCUUCAUAAGAGAGGGGGGAUUUUGCACAGUCCUAGACCAGCCCAUCCCACUAGACAGACUCAUACUGAAAAAUGUUGAACCCAUCCAAAUUACAGUCUUCAGCCUGAGAAACGCUUUUCUAAUUCAGCAUGAGAACAGGUACCAGCAGUGCAUAGCAGUCUUCUUGCUACAAGCUCAGACAGAGACUGCCAAGAAAGCAUGGAUGUCACAGAUAGAAACAGCAAUCUCCAAUUACACCACAAAACAUGAAACCAAGAAACACACUACUUUCUGCUUCCCUGCUGAAUCCUCUGAAAUUUGAUAAUGUCAGCACUGCACUGACAGAGCCAGACUAUUGUGGUGAUAAUAUAGUUCUUUCUUUCAGAAUGCCUUAGGUCUCUGAAUCUAACAUUUCUGACUUGACAAAAGUAUGGUGCAUAAGACCACACCAUGUAGGAAUAAAUUGGAGGAGGGGAAUGAGCCAUGCAACAAAUAUAUCGCUCCUAGAUGCUCCUUUGCUUCACCUAGGGAAGGCUCUUGCCACCCAGGGAAGUUUUAACAGAGUUUGUCUUUUCCUAGAAAGCAUGACAGGGAAAAAACCCCUGUGUUGGUAUGGAGAACUCAUCCACCACAGAAGUUUAGAAGGGUUAUUGCAUCAUUCAAACUGUAUUAAUAAAUUUCAUUAAAUUAGAAUUGUGUAGCCAUA